This is a messenger RNA of Lachnellula hyalina, 912 nucleotides long. RefSeq names its product DNA polymerase epsilon subunit C. Gene Ontology annotation, biological process: negative regulation of transcription by RNA polymerase II; positive regulation of transcription by RNA polymerase II; transcription by RNA polymerase II. Lineage: Eukaryota; Fungi; Ascomycota; Leotiomycetes; Helotiales; Lachnaceae. Gene Ontology annotation, molecular function: core promoter sequence-specific DNA binding; protein heterodimerization activity; transcription coactivator activity. Gene Ontology annotation, cellular component: negative cofactor 2 complex; nucleus. The transcript has 2 exons. Bases 1 to 912 code for a protein of 303 amino acids. The record is from RefSeq and is a predicted model, not a curated record.
AUGGACGGUACUUAUGCGCCGCAGUCCCCCGACCUCUCAGGAUUCCUUGCCUCUCCCAAUAAACAACAGCAGCAGCAAUACCUACCCAGCUCCCUAUCAGCCUCCAGCGCGCCGCAAUACCAGCAGCAACAACAGCUGCCACAGCACGACCUGAGCUCUUAUUCGAGCCAUCAUCAGAUCCCCACAUUUGGUGGCACCAACAACGACUUUGUGGACUACGACACAGGCGGUGCUGCACAUUACAUGCCCCCGAUCCCGGCAUUGCCGCCUGCACCUUCCUUCGACCCAAUUCCCACCCAGGGCAUACUUCCUUUCUACGGCGCCCCUCCACCUUCAUAUACACAUCAACCUCCACCUCCACCUCCACAUCCAUCCCACCCACAACUCUCAUCACACAUCAAACCCGAAUUCUCCCCCUCCGAUCAAUAUACCCCCACAAUGGCGGGCCGCAACAAGCAACCCCCUCCCUCAACGCCCUGGAAAAACCCCAACCCCACCGGCAUCGAAAUCCGCACCAAGUUCCCCGUCGCGCGCAUAAAACGCAUAAUGCAAGCCGACGAAGAAGUAGGGAAAGUAGCCCAAGUCACACCGGUUGCCGUAUCCAAAGCCCUCGAGUUAUUCAUGAUAGCCCUGGUCUCUGGAGCGGCGGAAAAGGCCAAGGAGAAGGGCGGGAAGAGGGUCACGGCGCAGCAUUUGAAAGCUGUGGUGCUGGAGCGGAACGAGGAGUUUGAUUUUCUGGCUGAGAUUGUUGGCAAGGUUGCUGAGGGCCAGGAGGGCGCGGGUGGGGAGACCAGGGGGAAGAAACGGGGCGCUGCUGCUGGAGCUAGUGCGGGGAGUGAGAGUGAGAGUGACGAGGGGGUGCAGAAGAAGAAGAAGGGGAAGGGGAGGAGGAAGAAGGAGGAAAAGGAUUAG